Molecule: messenger RNA, 1318 nt
Organism: Anopheles coluzzii
Lineage: Eukaryota; Metazoa; Arthropoda; Insecta; Diptera; Culicidae
Exons: 2
Coding region: 36-1049 (337 amino acids)
Source: RefSeq, a predicted model, not a curated record
CAUGUGUAUGUGUGUAGCCAUCUGAAGAUGGGUGCAUGCGAGUGCGUGUGUGUGUGAGUGCGCUGCUUUUUGACAAACUUCAUCGAACUGUCAACGGGCUAGGCGAUUUGUUUAUUCUCGAAAAGACGCUAGCAAGCAGUGAACGCUGGUCUGUUGUUGCAGUAUUUUUAUGCCAACAAUCUAUCAUGGCCUCGCAAAACAUGGCUACGGCGCGUGACAAAACGGGGAAAAUCUACAAAAUUCGUGAGCUGCUGGAAAGCAAAUUCGAGCAAGAGUACGAAGCGGAACAGAGGCUCAUCCAGAUGGAACUUGAAAUGCAGGGCAAAGAGGCAAACGAACUAAUGAUGACGUGCGACGAUGAAGAUCCGUUCGAGGAUACCGGCGACGCCACGAUCGGGGACGUGCUGAAGAUACUCUCCUCCAUGUCAGGUCAGAUCGGGCAGCUGCACCGCAAGAUGGACCACAUCCAGAAGGAGGUGGAGGACGUUUCGAUCCGCGUGCUGCGGGUGGAGAAAAAGCUCGGCACAACGCUGGCCACACUCGAGCAGGUGAAGGAUGCCGUUGCGCUGGGCGAAAAUGCGGCCGGUGCAGAUGCAGGCGAGCCCCCGUUCGAGUUCGAGCCAGUUGCUAACGAGGAGCAGCUGAACGAGCUGGACUACAGGCUCGCCACAGACAGCACGUACCAGAGCAAUCUCACAAACUGGCUGAACAAAAAGAUACUGGGCGAGGAACCGAACGGUCGGCUGGUGGAAGCGAUGGAUCUGGUGUUCAGGCGCGAGUUUCUCCCACUGUGCAGCUGGAAGGGGCGAGGCAAACCGGGGGAAACGAAAAUACCCAUGAGCGCCCAAACGCACAUCAUGAAGCUGUUUACCGCGCUGGGAAGCAAUCGCUUCAUUGCCAUUACAGAUGCGUUUGUGGCGAAGUUCUUUUUGAAAAAGCUACCCCAUGCGAAGGAUCGGUUGCACGUGAAGCGAAAGAAUGUGACGCUCGCUAACCGACCGAACAGCCGUCCUGACUCCACACAGGUUCAAGAGUACGAAGUACUGUAAGCAUGCAGUGACAUACAUUACAGAGGGUAUGUAAAGUAUCGGAACAUUUCAUUUUAAAUGCAACAUUGAAUUCAACGAUUUUUCAAGGGAGUUCAGCAAUUUAAGUUCUUAAUUUUUAUGACAUCGAUUAAAAAUACAAAUCGAACACGAAAACACAUCCUAAACAAGGCGUCAAGACGUGUUGACCUUUUGUUUUUCGCUCAUCAAAAAGUGUAAAAUACAAAUGAACUAUAAAAAUUAAAUAAUAAUAAAUAUUAGGUACAGCAAAA